AUGGCUAUAAGUUUUAUAUGCCAUCAUCUAAUUGAAGGUCUAAAAGAUCAGUACAUGACAAUAGAAAAUCCACUAGACCUUUGGAAUGCUUUACAUCAUAGAUAUGAUCACCAGAAAACCGUGUUACUCCCAAAGGCUACGAAUGACUGGAUGAAUCUCAGAUUCUUAGAUUUUAAGUCAGUGGAUGAGUACAAUUCAGCCUUGUUUAAGACAGUCUCGAUGCUAAGGCUUUGUGGUGAAGAAGUAACCGAGGAAGAGUUACUUGAGAAGACCUACACUACGUUCCAUGCAUCGAACAUAAUACUGCAACAGCAGUACAUAGUGAAAGGCUUCGCCACAUACACUGAUCUGAUCUCGUGCCUACUACUGGCCCAGGCAAACAAUGAGCUACUGAUGAAGAACAGUGAAGCUAGACCUGUUGGAACAGCAGCAUUGCCAGAAGCCCAUGAGGUUGAAAAGAAAGAUCCCAACGAGUGCAACUACGCCCAAGAUAAUAAGAGAUCACAUGGCAAAGGCCGAGGUGGAUACAAGAGGCGUGGCCGUGACAACUACUCGAACGGCCGAGACAACUACUCGACCGGCCGGAAAGGAAACCACAAUAAUCGUGGUCGUGGUUCCAACUAUGGCUGUGGCCGAGGCAGUUAUGGCCGAGGUCGAGGCGGCAUAUCCAAACCGUCUUACGCGACCAAAUCUGUUUGUCACAGAUGUGGGAUGGACAACCAUUGGGCCAAGAAUUGUAGAACCCCUAAGCACUUAUGUGAACUCUAUCAAAAGAGUCUCAAGAACAAGAACCCGGAAGCUCACAUGGUUCAUGAUUCCGGAUAUGAUGCUGAUGAUGAUUCCGACUUUGCUAAUGAUGACCUAAUGGAUUUUGAGACUUCUGAUUGUCUCAAAGGAUAA
Molecule: messenger RNA, 900 nt
Organism: Brassica napus (rape)
Lineage: Eukaryota; Viridiplantae; Streptophyta; Magnoliopsida; Brassicales; Brassicaceae
Exons: 1
Coding region: 1-900 (299 amino acids)
Source: RefSeq, a predicted model, not a curated record